Siniperca chuatsi (mandarin fish) is the source of this 2634-nucleotide messenger RNA. It is a transcript of the gene tmem88bl, whose product is annotated as transmembrane protein 88. Gene Ontology annotation, molecular function: PDZ domain binding. The coding region runs from base 186 to 707 and encodes 173 amino acids. The record is from RefSeq and is a predicted model, not a curated record. Lineage: Eukaryota; Metazoa; Chordata; Actinopteri; Centrarchiformes; Sinipercidae. Gene Ontology annotation, cellular component: plasma membrane. The transcript is spliced from 3 exons.
ACAUCAGUACUCCUCACAGCAGCAUCAGUAAAGCAGCACAGGGUCCAACUCACAGGUGCUUUUCUCCGCUGCUGUUUAAAAAAACUGGCACCAUAAGUAUUUAUUCUAUUUUUUACUGAAAUUAAGAGCUCCGGGUCGAUCACCGGGAGAAGAAUUCACACACCCGAGGGAUUUCCUACUUGGAGAUGUGUGGUAUGGACGUGGACCUGGACGAUGGAGGUUCAGGCGAGGAGGAGAAAGAGGAGGAGUUCUGGAUCGGGGAGGGAGUGAAGAUGCUGCCCCCUCCCGUGGCCCACAGUGGGGGCAGCGCGUGGGGCAGCCGCAGGGGCAGGUGUGGUUGCGUGGCCUGUGGAGCAGGUCUCAUCCUCUGGAACCUGUGUGUCGUCUUGGCCAGCGCUCUGCUCCUGGCUGUGGUCUUCUCUGUGGUGCUGCUGCCUGCAAUGCUGCUGCUGUAUGUCGGUUUCCUCUGCCAUUCCAGGGUCCUUGACGCCCCCUCUGCCAUCUGCCAUUACCUUGACGACAACAGCUGCUCCGCCCUCAUCAUCCUGGGCUUUGUGAUGAUGUCGCCGCUCGUGGUCGUGGCGGCCGCCAUCUUCUGUGGGCUGCUCCGAAGGUUUCGACUCCUGCUUCUCAUUCAGCCGAUCACACGUGCCUGGUACCGAGGGCGGCUGCUGGACUGGGUGGGCAGCAUCCAUGCCUGGGUCUGAUAUGCUAACAGUCAGGGGGGAUCAGAAAGUUAGAUCAGUGUAAAAUAACCAGAGAGAUACAGGGGGUAGACAAAAUAAUGUAAACACCUAACAAUAUAAUCAAUAAAAUAGUGCUACAACAAAUCUUACCUUUCUGAUGAUGCUCAGUUUUGUCGAGAUUGUGUCAGAGAGAUGUUGACUCAACUAGAUGCUACGUUUUAAAGAAAUAGUUUGACAUUCUGGGGAAUAUGCCUAUUCACUUUUUGGUUGAGAGUUAGAUGAGAAGUUCGAUACCGUUUUCAUGUCUGUACUGUACAAAUGAAGCUACAACCAGCAGUCGGUUAGCUUAGCUUAGCAUAAAGAUUGGAAGCAGGGAAAACAGCUGUCCAAUCUAAGGCUCACUAAUUAACACAUUAUACAUUACACUUGUAAUUGUAAAAUUGUAAAAACAUCAAGUUGUGGUUUUACCAUGCAUUACUAUUGGAACAACAGAUGUGUCUUUUAUAAAUAAAGCUGCCUUGUCUUGCCUCAUAAAGGGGGGAAAGCUUUUUGGGCUGCUGGGGAUUUUGCAAUGCCAGGAGUGGCCACUGGGACAAAUUGGCAGCAAGGCUGAGUGGCGCCGCCGUAUCCAGCUCUCUUAAUUUAUCCAUGGGCUUUACGGACUAUUUCUUUUCUGGGCGUAGUAAUGUCCUGGAGUCUCUGCUGGUUGCCUGGCAACCUCACAGUGUCGACAAGAUUCCAGGUAGUCAGUGCUGUUGCCGAGAAAUUGUUGUAGCACUCGUAAAACCCUUUCUAAAAUGUUCUAAAAUUUGUGUUGUUGUACUGGGCUGUGUUGAUAGGUGUCUCGAUUAUUUUGUCUAUCCCCCAACCCUGUAUUGCCUGUUUGCUAAAUAUGUUGACAUGGUUACAUGUGGGACAUAUAUUGCUGUGAAGUUAUGUGUGGUUGCACAUUAGAAGUCUAGCAAAAAGUCAAAACAUAAUUGCAAACGUUAGAUUUGUUGAUCUGUUUUGAGUUUAACUUGGUCCAGUAUGUAGGGCUCCAUUUCCUCGGGCCUUCAAAUACCCUGAAAAACAAGGUGAAUUAUGUAAAAUUUAUGAUAAAAAGCAGCAUAAAAGGACUUUAAUAUCGUCUGUGAGGUGAAUUAAAUGGACAAUGAUGUUUGUACUCGAACAAGUUUAUCUGAUGUAGCAUCAUUAGCAGUCAUGUCUUGUGGGAGGGAAGGGGGUAUAUGAAACAUAUUCAUUUAAGUGGAUCUUUUAGAUUCCAUUGUGACAUAAAAAACCCACACCCUUCAUUAUAAAAACAACACAAGUUGACAGUACGACAAAGUAAUGGCUGUUUAGUGGGAGCCAGGUGUUAAAGUGGGAUUUGAAUCAUCAGACCAGGAGCUCAUUCUGCUGCCUCUUUGCUUUCUGGUCAUUUAAAUUCAUCAGUGACACACGCGCCGCACAUCCUUUUUAUCUGUGUCACCGCUCCGUAAUUAAGUGUUCAGAUUUGAGGUUUCAUUUCUCAGAAGAAGGCCUUGAAUCAUAUUAAAUGGGGAGCAGUUAUUACUUGUCCUAAGCCAUUGCUAUCAUACUGAAAUGUAUUUAUAUUCUAUUUAAACAUAUUUAUUUGUGUGUUUUGUCUGUGUCUGCUUAUGUCAGUCCUGUUACUGACCCUCCAUUGUAUGUAAAUAGUUUGAUUACAAUAAUGUUAGUUUCAGUAUUUUCAGAGAACUGUAAAGACAAAGGGUGAGAUGUAUUUCGUUUUAUUUUUGCAGAGUUGUACGCUGGUAAAUAUCACACCUGAAAUAAUUUAUUGGAAAGAUAAGGACGGCUAAUCGGGGGGUUAUUUGUCAGCUUUUUUCCAGCUUUUCAUUUCAGUGUUAUCAACAAAACAGCAACAAAUUGUCAUGUUCAGACGUUCCAUCAAUAAAAAAGAGGGCUUUCUCCCCCCUAGAGUGUC